This is a messenger RNA of Punctularia strigosozonata HHB-11173 SS5, 1183 nucleotides long. RefSeq lists its product as uncharacterized. The record is from RefSeq and is a predicted model, not a curated record. Bases 6 to 893 code for a protein of 295 amino acids. Lineage: Eukaryota; Fungi; Basidiomycota; Agaricomycetes; Corticiales; Punctulariaceae. The transcript is spliced from 4 exons.
GUUCCAUGGAUGCCCGCCGACCACCUCCCAUUACCCGCCGAGAUAAUGACCCCGUACGCGCGACUCGACUCAUUGUCUGGGCAGACUACUUCCUCAAAUCAGAGGACCGCGUGGAGCGCUACCUCCGACCUGAGCUCGAAGCCGGAAACGUGUCUUUACGCGACUUUGAGCAUGCAAAAGGUUUCCUCACCAGCAAUCAUCGGAGCUACCCCUUUUUCGGCGGCUUCCUAGCCGCUCUCGGAGUGUCGACGUACGGCAGAUAUCGCGCUAAAUGGUCCUUUGGGCGAAUGGCCGGUGCUGCUAUAGGUGCAGGCUUCUUCGGUUCCGUUCUAGGGCGAUCUCUACACGCGAAAGCUUUGUUUGAUUUCUCUCGCUCGUUAGAAGAUCCGGAAGGAUUCACUCGAGCACUCGAGAACGCAUACAAAGUACAGACGGAGCAUACCCGGAUUAUGUCUACCAGAGCGAACGUGGAUACCGGCGAGGACUGCGACCUGAAUCCCCAGGAUGGUCCUUCAAGCGACUUCGAACGUCGCCGCCUGGAAAAUCCUUCUCUCCCGAAUGAUCAGAAUCGGACCGCGGCUGGUUCGGGGGGCGAUACGGGUCGCCCUACAAUGACCUCGCGUUGGGAGCAAAUACGCGCGGCGAACGCACGAAAUGCCGCGCAAGGGUCUACUUGGGAAGCCAUCCGUCAGACGUCCGGAAAGGCUGCAAUUACAGCUCGAUCGGCACCUUCAGAUCCCGGCAACGGGCCGACAAGUGCAAACGUUGGAAGUGGAGAUGAUGGGGUGAACAUCGAUCAGCCCAUAUCUCAAGCCGACUUUGAGGCGAUGCUAGAGGCAGAGCGCAUCAUCGCGAAGGCUGAAAAUGACGACCCCACUCCUACCUGGAAGUGAUCCAUCCCUUUCCGCGCCAGUCCGAGUUGCGUGCUAUAAUGUAUUUUAGGUCAUGUCCUACGACUGGUGCACCCGAACACAGGAGAUCGUUGGAGCCGUGCAUCUAUCUUGUACCGCAACAACGUGCAGUGAGCGCAUUAGUACGUAUCAGCAUGAGCGUAGUACUCUACGUGCUGGAUCACCCGAAGCCCCGACUGGUUUGGUGUUAGUCUCACAGAUGCUUGGACUACGCGUUCAUAUGACUUUCACGUCACAAACAAGUACGUACUUCGCGUUGCCCAGUGCCGAAU